This is a messenger RNA of Nilaparvata lugens (brown planthopper), 1252 nucleotides long. RefSeq lists its product as uncharacterized. Gene Ontology annotation, cellular component: nucleus; cytoplasm. The record is from RefSeq and is a predicted model, not a curated record. The transcript is spliced from 4 exons. NCBI's taxonomy places the organism in Eukaryota, Metazoa, Arthropoda, Insecta, Hemiptera, Delphacidae. Gene Ontology annotation, biological process: regulation of cell cycle. Bases 700 to 1119 code for a protein of 139 amino acids.
AAUGUAACUGGAGAAGAACUCUUCCCAACAAACCCUCUUCUCUUAUAAACCUUUCAAGUACAAAUGGUAGAAUUCACUUGGCACGAGAUCCGCUCAUCAGGAAGACGAGGCUAGCCCAUACCCUACGUCAAUAUUUCUGACGCAAAGUCAGAAUAAGUCAUUGCGAAAAUAUGAGCUCGUCUCUAUGGUGUUUGAACGAUGAACGAUAAGAGUAAACAAUAUUGAACAAGUCGAAUCUUCCACCCUCUUUUCAAUUGAUGAGGGAUGUCGGAUCAUAUUAAGAGCAACUCCUGUAAAUAGGAAACUCCCACCUUAAUCCACAGCCCGCACCUCCAAAUAGGCUACUCAUCAGUCAUGCGCAUUCAAGCUCCACAUGCGCAAAAGUGAGUUAUUUGUUCAGAACUCUUUAGUAUCAGCCAUCAGGAUUUAGUAUCAAAUCAUAAUCAGUGCAAAGUAGUCAGGUAGAAUAACGUGUGGUCACUCUUAUUAUUCAAAGUUUGAUACUGAAUUAUUCAUCUCAAAAAGGUGGAGGAGAGUUAUUGGGAAUUGAAGAAAAUAUCGUGGGAAUAUUGAAUAUUUCUUUGGAGAUAUUAAAGCGAUGUUCUAAACUUGAGAACGGGAUAGAAUUUUCUUUGCAUACUUGAUAUAGUAGAAGUUUAAUCCGCCACGAAAAUAGAUUCAUAUAAGCAACCCCCCAACAUGAAAAUUAACAGAGAAAACAGACGCAUCGGCAAGGAGGUUGUAGCCGUGCUGAAUGGAGCUAUAAACGAGAAGCGAGCCGUGUGCGGUCUGCUGGCAGCCAUCCGCCAAUUGGAGUUGGACCCAUUCAGGAUUGCCUUUUGCCUGCUACCUCAGCAACCCUCAUCUGACAGAGCCAGUCACAUACACACCAUCCUACUGCAGGCGUUCUGUUACGAGCAGAAUAUCGCUAUUAUACAGGUUGACAGCCAGGACAAGCUAAAACAAUACACAGCAGAGACCGACUGCAGUUGUGUUCUGAUUCUUCAGCCAUGGAGCAAGGAGAACGAUGCCAGUGCAGAAAAGCAAUUACUGAAACGAAUAAAGAAUUUCUCAACUCUUCAAUCAAUACAGCCUAUUUUCAAAUUGCCAGCCACGUGAAUAUCUUCCAAGUAUCUGAUUUCUGUAAAGGAUAUAUCAACUUUGAAGAAGAUACUCGAGCUUCUAUAGUUGGAGAGAACAUGUUCUAUGAAGAACAAACGAAGGGCUUGACCACUCCAAAGAGGAACGCCGG